ACAGUGCUGCUGUGUGCCUGCGCUCGCUCGAGCGCGCUCUCCUGUCUGUCAGUGCCGUUGCAGCAUUAAAAAUCCUCUCUACACACUCCAUCAUACACUCCGAAAUAAACUGCCCAGAGCUCUAAGUAUAUAUCAGACACUGCGUGUCCGAAGGGCACAGCUGCAGGCAGAGCAAAACAUUUGCAGGAAUGAUACUGGACAGCUGCCAGACACCAAAAUCUUGGUGCAUAGCCUUCACACGCAGAAAAAGCGACGCUGAUAGGUGGUCUGCCACGAGGAGCCUUCAGUAAACAGCCUGAUGGACGAGGAGACACCGCGCUGUUUACACUGAAACGCGUUAGACGCAGCACAGAGACGAGCGGAAAUGCUUCCUAGCAUCUGUUUCUUAAUCAGACGCAUUUAAAGUGAGGCAGAGAUGACGCGCGCGCUGCUGUGUUUCAUGAUGCAUCGGAGCACCCUCAUGCCUAAUUUUCUGAUAUGAAGCGAUUUUUUUUCUUUAUUUAAUGUACAAUCGCUGUGUCCUGCAGUAAAUCAGAAGCCUUAUGAGGAGGAUGAAAGCGUCGGUAUUUGUCGCGGUCAUGUCCUCGGUUUUAUUUAAUCCCAGUUUUGCCUUCAGUUCGCAUUUCGACCAAGGUGGCUCCCCGUUGAGUGAGCUGUCAUGGCCGUCCUCUCUGGCGGUUGUUGCUGUCUCCUUCUCCGGUCUCUUCACGUUUGUCUUCCUUAUGCUCGCCUGCCUGUGCUGCAAGAAAGGGGACAUCAGCUUCAAGGAGUUUGAAAAUACGGAGGGGGAGGAAGGCCAAGCUGACCUUUCCACUUUAGCCUCCCCCAGCUCUCAGAAUGACCCCGAGGUUUAUAUCCUGCCCCUCACGGAGGUCUCACUACCUGUGUCCAAACAGCCCAGCAAGUCAUUUCAGCAGCUGAAGUCUACAGAUCUCGGACGCCACAGCCUCCUCUACAUCAAAGAAAUGGGACAGGGCUGGUUUGGCAAGGUUUUGCUGGGGGAGGUGAAUGCUGGACUCAGUACCACACAGGUGGUGGUUAAGGAGCUAAAGGCCAGUGCCAGUGUACAGGAGCAGAUGCACUUCUUGGAAGAGGUCCAACCUUACUGUGUUUUGAUGUCUGAGUGUGUGAAUCCCACAGGGUGCUCCCAGCAUCCAGCCCUCCUGCAGUGUCUGUCCCAGUGUUCAGAAGUCACACCCUACCUGCUGGUUAUGGAGCACUGCCCCCUGGGAGAUGUUAAAGGAUACCUACGUAGCUGUCGGGCAGCAGACUCAAUGACCCCUGACCCUUUGAUAAUUCAGCGGAUGGCAUGCGAGAUUGCUUCUGGUCUUCUGUACCUUCACAAACACAAUUACAUUCACAGUGACCUGGCCCUAAGGAACUGCCUGUUGACCUCAGAGCUGGCAGUCAAAAUUGGAGACUAUGGCCUCAGCCACAGCAAAUACAAGGAUGACUAUUAUGUGACAGCAGAUCAAAUAUGGGUUCCUCUACGCUGGAUUGCCCCAGAACUUAUUGAUGAAGUCCAUGGCAAUCUCUUAGUAGUGGACCAAACCAAGACCAGCAAUGUCUGGUCACUAGGUGUGACGAUAUGGUAGCUGUUUGAACUGGGUAACCAGCCCUACAGGCACUAUUCUGAUAGGCAGGUUUUAACAUAUGCUGUAAAGGAACAGCAGCUCAAACUGCCAAAGCCCCUGCUGAAAGUGCCUCUGUGUGAACGCUGGUAUGAGGUAAUGCAGUUCUGUUGGCUGCAACCUGAGCAGAGGCCUGUUGUGGAGGAAAUCCAUCUCCUGCUAAGCUACCUGUGUGCUAAGGGGGCGACUGAAGCUGAGGAGGACUUUGAGAAACGCUGGAACUCUCUCAGGCCAAGUCUGGGCUCCAGCAGCUCUCACAGGACACCUCCACCUGAAGUAGCCUCUUCGACUUCUUCAUUUCCUCUACUUGAACACUUCUCUAUGGCAGACAGCUUCCAGUCUGAGAAUGGGGAUGAUAUAUUGACAGUAACUGAGACCAGUCAGGGGCUCAACUUUGAGUAUAAAUGGGAGCAGGCACGAGCUGAGCAGCCCUACUGCUCCUCUUCAGCUAGUGGACCACUGGGAAAGAAUAAUCCCCAUUACCAGGAUGUGUAUUACCCUCUUAUCAAUUCCACGGGUAGCUGCAAGGGUGAGAGCCUCCCUCUUGGAGUUUCUCCAUCCUACUAUGAGUCAGACCAUCCAGGUGUGGUUCCAGUGCUAAGUGCACACAGCCCUUCAGUAAGUAGUGAGUACUACAUCCGCAUUGAGGAACCAGUUGAGUGCAACAUCAACUUAGAAGACACCAAUCUUGGUUACAGUCCAAGACUUGAAGCCAGCAACAGUAGCUUGUCCUCUACAGGCAGGAGGAGCUCCAUUGGGUCUCAGCCAAACACCUACUGGUCAGCAGCUAAAGAACCCAACAGUAAUGAUUAUGAAUCAGAUAGUAGCCUAACCAUGGAGCCACUCCAAAGAACAGUUCCAAGCUCGGUAGAGAUAAAUCAGUCAGAUGUUUAUUUUUCUUCCAAUGACCGGCACAAUUUACAGUGUGAACAGUCACCUCAAGCAGGGCCAGUUGUUAAUUUGAUAAGAGGGCAUGGUUCAGACUCAUAUCAGCAGAGAAGAGGGUCGGGAAGCCUCUGCAAUAGACUGGAGGUGGUAAAGGAAAGCCCACUUGGAGUUUCAGUCUCUCUUAGUAGUCCCAGCUUGGCACAUUGUGACCCAUACCUUGAGUCUAACCAGAGGACUGUAGAAAGAAGUCUGGCUAAUAAGACCUAUUAUGACAUGAUGGGCCCCUUAGAAAAGAGCAUGCCCAAACCCCACUACAUGAGUAUUGAUAUUGAUGCCGGUGAUGGCCUUCUUUUGGGCAGAGGAAGUGCUGAUUCAGAAGAUGAUGAAGAUCUGUUUUCUCAGAACAUGUUAACUAAUUGGAACUCCAACCACUCAGCAAACAACAACAGUUUAAGCGAUCGUACACAAGCUGUGGGUUUUCGAGAUGCAUACCUUGAUUUACGUCACCCAACACCCUCUUCUCAAGUCGGGAAUUUGAAAUCAAGAGCGCUGGAGACAAGCAACAGUUGCACAUAUAAUUUCAUCGAUUCUCUUAAAAACUCAUACAUGGAAGCCACGGAUAGUAUGCCCACUGCUAGUAAACCUCACGCUGACUCAGAGGGUGGUGAAUACCUACAUUUAAGCCCUGAAAGUACUCAUGAUGUUGAAUCCUCUUCCAAAUGUCAUUCUGUCACAGAAAGUCAGCCUAUUCAUACAUGGCAGAAGAACAUUGCUCAUAAACAUAUCAAAAACAACACAUCAGACUUCCCUGUAGAAGGCUGCUCUAGAAUGAAUCCAUCAACUCUUCCAUCAGAGCUGGUAGUGACUAAAGAAAACAUGUUGCUUGAGACAAGGAUAUCCCCUGCACAAAAACUGAAACUUGGGACAGACGGUUCUGCUGAAGUUUUUGUAAAAAUAGUGUCAUGCCCUACGGAUCUAUCUAAGACCAUCUCAGAGUGUAACCAUUUGACAGACAGCAGAAUGGUGCCCGACAACUCCAAUAUCAGUCUAGUGGAAAUUAAUGACUGCAGCGAUGACUGCAUGGACAUCCCCUCUGGAGUAUUAGCAGAUUAUACCUUGGACUAUGCAGAGGUGGGCAAUAUUGACCUAACUCAUAGAACACUGCAGAGAGAGACUGGGUCCAGACACUGCGGGGACACAAUUAAUCUUGCCUCUAGCAGCAGUCCAUGUGAGGCCUUCAGCCCUGAUAGUUACCACACGUCCAUUCAGCCGAAAUCCGUAGACAGUGGCUAUGACACAGAGAAUAAUGAAUCCCCAGAGUUUAUCUUGAAAGACCUUGAAGGGAAUCCAGCCCUUAGCACUAGUGUAGAAUCAGACGAGUGUGACAUGUUGCUCCAGAUGGACCUAGAUGAAGAUGUCAGUGUAAUGCUCCUGCAUCCAUUUAGUAGUCAUCUACCAAUGAUCAGCCUUGGUGAGAGAAAUCAGUACAGAGACUCUGCUUAUUUUUCUGACUAUGACAUGGAGAAUGACAAGAGCCCGCGUGAAGGGGUCAACAUGUUCUUCAGCCACCAAGAUGAGGAUGAUGUCUUUGAACUCAAAGCAGAAAAAAAGGGGGCUCAGAAAGGAAUUUGGGAGAGAGAAGGACGUAGCAUGAAGAGUGAGAAGGGAAAUGACAUAUCUGUGCUGAAGGACAACAGUGCUGCCCUUAAUGCUAAACAAUUGUGUCUCAAAAAGACAAACCCAAAUCUCUGUCCAUCACCUGCAUCGAUUCCAAUGAUAUCUAUGCUUUCGCCCUUUCCUCCAGAGAUGGGGGGUUGCUUGACCAAGGAGUCAACUCCAGAUGAUGGAAUUGGGCUGGAAUCUGAUCACUCUGGAGAGGAACCAAACUCUGAAUGCUACUCUUCCACAGUGUCUGAAGCUUCUUCCUCAACACAGGAGGCCUCAGGUGUUGAGGAGCAGUUUAACGGAGACACCAGAGAUUUUUCCUCAGCAGAGUCACUAGGCUCAGACUCUACCAUAGUAGACUUCAGUGGGGAGAUAAUCCAAGCAGAGGAGCAAGAGGCCUGUAACAAAGUGGACAAUCCGGAGCUUCCAAGGGAAGAAAACAAUGAGGAAAUGGAAGUUUCAGUGGAGGAAGGUGGCAUAGGUUCAGCACUUUCAAAACCAAAGCGUGAUGAAUCCUUGGAGAAUAUUCUUCCAGCCUUGCCAGAAGACCUAGAUGUUCCAGCUCCACUGGGGAAUGGAGAGGAGGAGGAUUCAGAGGAUAGUGAUGAGUCUGAUGAAGUACUUUGUAGCUACAACAUACAGGAACAGAGUGAUGAGAGUGAUGAAGAGCUCCCUGUGGUGCCAGUCGUUGUGAGCGAUCGUAGCAGUGCACGGCAUCUACGCAGCCUCCUCAAAAUGCCCUCCUUACUUACACAAUCCUUCUGCGAUGAGCUGGAUAGCAAGAAAAAAGCGGUGUCAUUCUUUGAUGAUGUCACUGUGUAUCUGUUUGAUCAGGAGAGCCCCACAGGUGAGCUUGGGGACUAUAGUUUUCCUGUGGAUGAAGAACCCAAUGGCCAGGCUUCAGAGUUGGAGCUGCCACGACCCUGGGAUAGGGUCACUAACCCUGAGGAAUCACCAGGAAGGAAUGUCUCAGAAGAAAGUGGGGCAUUUCAGUGGCAAGAUGAUUUUCCAUUGAUUCAAAGCCCUUCAACAUCAGAACCUGGUUCUGAAGAGAUCGCUACACCACCCAACUCUCCCGUCACGUCUCCAGAUGAAAAACCAGCACCACCGCUUUCCCGAUUUAGUGUCUCUCGUUUUUCCAUUACGCAUGUGUCUGACUCUGACAUGGACUCCAUUGGAGGUAACAGUGAGAAUGGUGCCCAGGAGUGAAAGGGUCAUUACCCAUUUAAUUGAAGAGGUGUUUAGAACCCAUAUGGUUCGUUUUGGUCUCAUCAGACUGUGGGCUCUCCUGUAUCGCUAUAUAUUUUAGUUCUUUUAAAUGUGCUGGACAAAAGGGUCCUGUCAACCUGAUAUGCUGUUUGGACACAGUGCCUCAUAUUGUAUUGGAUUAGCCAGCCCUUCCCUUGUGUUCCUAGACAGAUGGUGGUUGAGAGACAGUUUUUUGAGGACAACAGUUAUAAAAACAGAAGGAAAGAUCUGUAUAACAACAUAUUUAUUAUCCAUGUAUUAGAACAUGAGGUAAGAAGAUUAUAACUUAUUUGCACAAUUCAGUAUCAGUAUCAUGCUGAAAUAAUUUUUUACACAUAACCUGUAGGAAACAAUAUAGAGACAAGGCUGCUCUCCUCAUUUGCUUGUCAUGCAUCAUAUUGUCAAUAUGUGGUUUAGAGUCUGAAAGAUCUGUCAUAGUGCUUUACAUUUUUCAGUUUGACUCAAUGAGCUGUAUAAAAAUAGUUACAAGAUGUUCUGCCCUCAUAAAAGAAAGACCCACAUUUAUUAUUAAGGGUGCAAAAAAAAUAUAUACAUUGAGCCCCUCACUACAAGCUGCUUAAAUGUGAUAUUUUCUAUAUUUGACCACUUUUAACUAAACUUUAGCUCAGGGGUGUUAAGGUAGAUAUAUUUAACAAAAGUAGAUAUAUUAACAAUAUAAAGCAUCACACUUAAACGUCCUCAACCAGUCUUAAACAGUGUUUUGCUUUAUUUUUAAUACAACAACUACCAACACUUUCAUUAACGACUUAAAGGGUUACUCCACCCCAAAAUGAAAAUUUUGUCACUGUUUCUACGUGUAUUUAGCUUUGAUUUGAAAGAAAACAGCGCAUACUUGUGGCGCGGAUGAUACAGAAGAGCAUACACAGCAU
Cyprinus carpio (common carp) is the source of this 6322-nucleotide messenger RNA. Its product is annotated as serine/threonine-protein kinase LMTK1-like. NCBI's taxonomy places the organism in Eukaryota, Metazoa, Chordata, Actinopteri, Cypriniformes, Cyprinidae. Gene Ontology annotation, biological process: brain development; peptidyl-tyrosine autophosphorylation. Gene Ontology annotation, molecular function: protein tyrosine kinase activity; ATP binding. The record is from RefSeq and is a predicted model, not a curated record.